Molecule: messenger RNA, 2957 nt
Organism: Drosophila grimshawi
Lineage: Eukaryota; Metazoa; Arthropoda; Insecta; Diptera; Drosophilidae
Product: prominin-like protein
Exons: 12
Coding region: 230-2899 (889 amino acids)
Cellular component (GO): membrane
Source: RefSeq, a predicted model, not a curated record
AUAAUAAAUGGACAAGUGCAACGAACAUCUUCAGAUUAAGCCGGCACGUCACAAACGCAGCUAUGAAAACCAACACCAGUCGCAAAUUGUAUUUAGUGUGGACUCAAACCAAUCCACUGAUUUUGUCGUAGCCGAGUUCCAUUUUGCUUACUUUUAUUUGUUAGUCUUCUGCCGGGGAGACUGCAAAACCUGCUGCUUCAAAUGCCAAUAGAGCGAGAAAGACUGCAGCAUGACAGAAGGUGGCUUCCAGUGGCGUGGUGGCUUCAGGGAGCAGGAGACAAUACACGAGCGGCUUGGACAGCGACACUAUACCUAUGCCGAGUUCACCGCCUUCAGAUCGAAGGUCAACUAUAAUCAGGAGCCACGAUAUGCCCCUUUGGGCAUGGACAUUGUGUACAAAUUCAUCCACUUUCUGUUCGAGCAUUUUCAACAUCUUGGCGGCGAAUUGCCACCGGGCUACAUAGUGUUCAAGAGAAACGAUACUCUCGAUUUGGGGCCCAAGGCGGAUCUAAAUGACUGGCGAGAUUUGCUGAAGAGUUACUGGUUGGCUUACUUCUGGGUGAUGUUCUUGCUCUUCCUCAUCAUAGCCAUGCCAUUCAUAGCCGUGGGUUAUUGCUGUCUCUGCUGCUGUCGACGUUGCCCGGAAGGAGAGCCACCCAUCGACCUUAAGAGGGAUCGGUUGUGGCGCCUCUUCUGGGCUUCUCUGCUGGUGCUGCUCAUCAUCGGAAUGCUAUUUGGAAUCUAUAUUGCUAUCGAUACCAACAGAUUGAUGGAUCGUGGCUUGGAGAAUACAAAGGCAGCAAUUCGAAUUGCCAGCGAAGAUGCUUGCACUUACCUCAGGGAAGUCUCGAAUCACGUCCAGCAUUUACUUGUGAAUAACUACGAGGAGAUGGACACACAUCUAAGCGACAUUUUGUCGAAUGCACAUACGCACAUAUUUUUGGAUCUGAUGGAUGUGUCCGAGGCGAAUGCGCUGUUUGAUCUGGAACUCAUAUUGGAUAACAUGAAGAAGGCCCAAAAACUUUUGUGGGAAGUCGAGAAAUUGAAGAGGGACUUACACUUUUACGGCACGCAGCUACGAGAUGGCAUUCGUGGCGUUAAGCGCGAUGUGAACUUCGCCUGUGCUGUGCUCUGCGGCAAUCGCGAAUGCCUGCGCUUUCUAAGGCACACAGAUAUUCAGUAUCUAGAUACAUCAAAAUGUCUUCACUUCGACAAGCUGCCAGAUAUCAAACCCUAUUUGAUUGCAAUGGAAGCAAUCAUUGCUAAGGAUAUUGGUAAGACAAUCAGGCACGGAAUACAGCGAUUACAAGUUGUGGGCGAGUCGAUUAGGAGCAAAUUGGAUCCGUUUAUACGACCACUGCUGCGAGAUGUUCAUCGUGGCCAAGAAUUGUAUCGCAUUCAAGCAAAGUCAAUGCGCAACGUUAUCGAUACAAUUAUCAAGGACAUCAGCUUGAAUACGGUCAAAUCCACUGGUAUGUUUAAGAGCUUUCACGAUAAAUACGAUUACCAUCGCAGCAGCAUCAAUAUCACUGUCUUUCUCUUUCUCCUCAUUAUUGUGAUUACGCUGAUUGGUGGUCUGGUAUUCGGUAUUUUUGGGCCUCAUCGACGUGAAUACGGCAAUAAGUUGUGGAACAAGCGCACAGGAGCUUGGUGCUUGCUACUCGCCAUAAUCCUGAUAUUCAGCGUGUUCUCGCUUGUCGUGCUGGUUGGCCUGUUUUACUUUGUCUUUGGGCUGAUAACCUAUCUGAGUGCCUGUGCACCGCUGACCAGUGCAGAAUCGAAUGUAAUAUUUCGAUACCUCGACUCGACUAUCUAUAUGAAUCUGUAUUGGCCAAAGAGCCAGAAAGAGCCCAAGCAAGAGGCGAACGCAUUUCUGCGAAUGUCGAGCUUAAUCAAGGAUUGCCACGCUGAUGAAUACAUUUUCAAUCUGCUGCAGAAUAAGAAAUUGUAUAAUAUUGAUGAUAUCAUAAGCUUAAAGUUCAUCGGCAGUUUGCCGAAAGUGAAAAUAUUUGAGGAUCAGUUGGUCAACAGCUUGGCCAUACUCACCGAGAAGGAUAGUCGAGUUCUGAAGCAUUUGCGAUCGACUCAUUUGUCGAGUUUUCACAGUGGAUUAUUCACCGACUUCCUGUGCAAUGAACUGACUCCAGUCGAUUUGCCCACAACGGUUAGUCAACUGAAGAAGCUGCAUAGCAGCUUAGAAACCGAUUGGAACAUUUAUGAAUUUGCCCGAACAGCCCUGGACAAUGAGGCGUCUAAUCUGCAGAGAUAUCAUGAUGUCUACAUUAGCAAGAUUCAGUCCAUUAUUAAAAAGAUGAGACAAAAACUGUUGGCGAUCGACAAACUGAUAUUAUAUAAUGGUCGGCCAUUUAACCAGACCAUUCAGCUACUGCACGAUGCAGCUAAACGGGCCGAGAUGUUCAUCAAAGUGUCCGGCGAGCGUUAUGUGAAUGUGGUCUUUGCUAAUAUGACCGCUUUCAUCAACGACGAGAUCGCCGACUAUGUCAAUAUGGUGCUGGACCAGUGUCACCGAAGUGUCGGCAAUUGUGCACCGCUUUCGCGUAUCUACAAUCGUAGUACGGAUUUGGUUUGCAGACGUCUCGUCGAUCCCAUGAAUGGUUUCUGGGUGGGCGUGAUUCUAGCUGCCCUGCUUCUGUUGCCCGCACUUUUUGUGGCCCACCGUUUGAUGUGCAUUUACAACCGGAUCUCCCCACUUGCGGGCAUUGUUCGUGCAAGCGUUGCACCAUUGGGCGCACCGUUGGGCUUUCAGCAAACCUUUUCGCUCCAUCAUGAAAUGACUGAGAAUCGUUCUAAGGCGGAGAAUAGAACCACUCCGAUGUCGUCAACGCCGGAUCUGGCGUCCUCAAGCAACAAAAGUAGCAGGCAUAAAAAGCAAGAAUAGCAAAUGAAAUACAUUUAAAAAAGUGUUACAAAUUUACACAAUCGAAAUAAUUAGUAAA